Molecule: messenger RNA, 2115 nt
Organism: Aureobasidium namibiae CBS 147.97
Lineage: Eukaryota; Fungi; Ascomycota; Dothideomycetes; Dothideales; Saccotheciaceae
Product: mitochondrial division protein 1
Exons: 3
Coding region: 1-2115 (704 amino acids)
Cellular component (GO): preribosome, large subunit precursor
Molecular function (GO): protein binding
Source: RefSeq, a predicted model, not a curated record
AUGUCGACGUCACGAGGUCGCAACCCUCCUCCGCCAUCCUCGUCGCACAGGCGGCGCGCCUCUGCCAACAUACCGCAAUCUGACGACAGUGACAGCCUACUAAUCAAACAGUCACGGCAGCUCGAAGCCUUUGGCCGCACCGUCCAUGCCACCGCCAGCCAUUUUAUCGGCCCUCUGACAGGCGAUACUCACCACCACCAAAAUGCCCUCGGCGACAUCCACCGUGAACUACGCCGACCCUUGAUACAGCGCUCCGUCUUUGAGCUUGCCAAAGCCUCGCCCAAGGAGCUCGUCCGGUCUACUUUUUCCACCUCCGAGAUCCAGCACCGCGCCCUGGUUCACCUCCCCGACCAUCUCCUCCGCCACAUUCCCGAACGCACCAGCACAUUUUCCUUGUUCCAAGGCUUCCAGGCAUCCAAGUCCGAAGAGAAGAAUGAAGCCUCGCGGAACGAGAAAGGUCAGAAACUGCUCGGUCCCGACGGCGACCUCGAAACAGACACUUCCACCCCUGCAGCCGCCCUGAAGAAGCUCAAAUCGAAAAAGGGUACCAUGGAGCACCGUCUGGACAUGAUGGGCAUUCGCAAGAACAUGUGCAUAUCCGAAAUCAAGGAAAUCGACACCAAAAUCGCCAACCUCAACACCAUGAGGAAGAUUGUUCUUCAACGGCUAGCCGGUCACGAGCAGGAAGAGGUUGAUCUAGAGAACGAGAUACAGGAGAUGAGUGAGAAGCUUCAGGACAUGCUGGAGGAAAUCCAAGACGCUGCUGCUCUGGCCACCAAGACUUCACCGCUGGAACCCACUCCGGAUACGCCAGCUGAUCUGGCUGAAUCUACCGACACCUUCAUGUCCGAAUCUGUAUACGACAAGUUGCCCGCCCCUUCGCCCACCAAGACGGAUAAAGAAAAGGAAAAGGAAAAGGAGAAGAAGAAGCGUCGCGUCAACAGACGCAAGUCCAUGCCUGUUCUGCACGAGCACAUGGAAAAGGGCUCUCGCAUCCGUGAAUUCCAGGCCCACAACGACAUGAUCACUGCUUUGGAUUUCGAUGCUCCGUUUGGUACUCUUGUUUCUGCUGCUCUGGACGACACGGUUCGCGUGUGGGAUCUGAAUGCUGGAAGAUGCAUUGGUCUUCUCGAAGGCCACCAUGCCUCAGUCCGUUGCUUGCAGGUCCAAGACAACUUUGUUGCUACUGGCUCCAUGGAUGCCAACAUUCGCUUCUGGGACCUGAACCAAGCUGAAUAUUCUCCCCCGCCGGCUUCACGGAGCAACAGAUUUGGUCGUUCGGACAGCGACGAGGAAGAAGAUGACGCCGACAUGCUCUCAGAUCCCGAGUUGGAACCUCUUCCCGUGGCGCCCACGUCUUCCAUGCAGGACUGUCUAGUUACCGAACUCUCUGCUCACGUGGCUGAAGUCACCGCUCUGCAUUUCCACAAGAAUACCCUCGUUUCUGGUUCGGCGGACAAGACGCUUCGUCAAUGGGACUUGGAGAAUGGCCGCUGCGUACAAACACUCGACGUCAUGUGGGCAGCUGCUCAGGCCAGUGUAUCGAACAACAGCUUUGGAGCUCCAUCUCCUGCUGCUGCUGCAGAUCCCUCUGCUUCAGAAGGCUGGUGGCGACCCGCUUCUGGCCGCCUUCCUCCUGCCGAAGCGGACUUUGUCGGUGCCAUUCAAGUAUUCGAGACGGCAUUGGCUUGUGGUACUGCUGACGGUAUGGUAAGACUUUGGGAUCUAAGGAGUGGCAGCGUUCACAGAAGCUUGGUUGGCCACACGGGACCCAUUACAUCUUUGGCAUUCUCUGGCAUUCAUAUGGUGACUGGCAGUGCUGACCGCAGUGUUCGGAUUUGGGAUCUUCGAACUGGUGGCAUUAUCGAUGCAUUUGCUUACGACUCGCCCAUCGUGGACUCAUCGGUUGAUGCCAGGCAUAUUGUGUCAGCAAUUGGUGAGUCAGUGGUCAAGGUGUACGACAAAACAGAUGGCAACCAAUGGGAUUGUGGACCCGGGGCAUCAUUGGACGAGGAAGACCAAGGACCGCUUUCCACCAUCGAGCGUGUCCGUAUCAAGGACGGAUAUCUGGUCGAAGGCAGGAAAGACGGUGUUGUCGGAGUGUGGUCAUGUUGA